Capronia epimyces CBS 606.96 is the source of this 3885-nucleotide messenger RNA. RefSeq lists its product as uncharacterized. The record is from RefSeq and is a predicted model, not a curated record. The transcript has 2 exons. The coding region runs from base 1 to 3885 and encodes 1294 amino acids. Lineage: Eukaryota; Fungi; Ascomycota; Eurotiomycetes; Chaetothyriales; Herpotrichiellaceae.
AUGGCAGAGCAGAGUGCGCAAGAUGUGGUAAACCAAACUCGGUCGGUCGGCGACGCAUCGCCUUCCGACGCACCUGCGACCACAUCUACACCUGAUAUCAAAGUUUUGGGGGACGAGAAUAGUGCUGUGGAGGCUGCGCUGAAGGAGAAUGGAGUCCAUACACUGUCGACCGUUAAGAUGGAAGAGCUCGAUGAUACCGCCUCAGCUCGCUCUGACACAGAUACUAGCCGUGCCGAUGGUAGUGUCUCUGGUGACAAGGUUGCCGAAUCCAAGCCUCUCAAAAAGCUGGCAGCAAAACCCGUCAGCUUUGCAAAGUACUCGGUGCCUAAAGUCAUCGCUGCAAGCGCCGCGGCCAAAGGCAGCGACAAAGGUAAUCUGCGCAACCGCUUCCCUGCGCUUCCGACUGACAUGAGUCCAGCUGCGACGCCGAAUUCGUUAGCUUCGUCGCUCUCCCAGGCCGGACGUCCACGGUUAGUCGCCAAAACUACGAGUGCACUGCAAUCCCAGUCGAAGCCUUAUAAGACCGCUACCCCUGACCCUAUGCAAGUUUGGAACAAAAACAGAGUAACACCACAAACCUCGACGAAACAUUUGACCGACGAAGAGCUUAAGCAGCAAUACGGCAUCCAUCUAACAUCGCGCAUCCAAGCGGACGGCGACGGGAAAGAGGCGAAAUGGGCGGAUAUCGACGAUGACGAGGACGACUGGGCCCCGGAAACUAUUGAAUGGAAUGAUGGCACCAAGAGCACCCUGACCCCCGCCGAGGUCGCUGCACCACAAGCGAUGCAACAACCACUGACGCCUUCCGAAACGGCGGAGAAGCCAAAGCCUGCAGCUCCUCCAAAGAUCCUGACUCCACAUUUUUCCAGCUCAGUCGGCCCAAAUGCCACUGUCCUCAAGCUUGGUGCAAGCGUGGAAAGACAGCAGGCACACAAAACUUCAAAUCUCCAAAGUAAAGGCUCGUCUGAGAAGCCGUCCUUGGUGUCUUCGAAGACAGCUCUUACUCCUACGCCGGCAAAAUCCCCGUGGGCGCCGUUGCCUCCGGUGGACAAGGUUUCGCCGGUAGCCAUCCAUCCGCAAAUGUCGAUGCCCCCGCCCAACCGCUUGCCUCCUGGCCACCUGCACACCCAAGGACCACCACCUGUGGCAGCCCCAUCUUCGGCCAAGGAGAUCUCGGCGGAUGAUUUCAAUCGGUCCUGGCGCGAUACACAACCAGGCCAAACUCGUGAGCUUUACAUGCCAAAUUCUGGACGCUAUGAAGCAGUACCUGAGAGUCGAAGACGCAUGUCUCGGAACGACCAGAAUUUCAGAGCACCUGCCGUUCUACAACGACCAAACCAAGCUGACAGCCACAUCCCGGCUGAGCCAUCCGCUGCAUUUCAGACACAUCGCACAAGUACGGAUCAAGCGCGGCGGAGAGCGUCUUCGACACUCUCUGGGGGAAGUGGUCAAUAUGGCCGACGGAUGUCAAUCAAAUCUGGCGAGAUGGCGCCUCCAGUCUUCGAAUCACACACCCAUGAUGAGGAUACAGCCAUCCGACCACCUUCCAGAGAUGGGCCACCGACAUAUCAAGCUCACAGCACAACUGAGUCUGUUUCGGCUGGGCCCCUUUCGGCGAAUGAUCCCGAUUUCGAGGUCCAGCGCGCCCAGCAAAAAGCUCUCAUGAAAGAAAAGAUUGAACUGGCUAGAAGACGCAAGGUAGAAGAGGAGCAGCGGUUGGAGGCAGAGAAGCAAGAACGCAUACGGCUGAAGUUGGCCUCUCUCGGGCUCGACCCCAACGUGGCUAGAAGGAAAUCAGAGGUGACGGCACAGGAUACCGAAGAGAAGAAAGACGGCGAACAAUCUGUAGCUCCCUCAGCUUCCACCACCGGCGCCGCUACUACUACCACACAUUCACCACCGAAGCCCCCUCAGCCGCUUGCGUCUGGUGAACCGCAACAGUACGGCAUGAUGAAAGUCCACCCCUUGGAUUCCGUCAAAAAGUUGGGCUCUUCCAUGCCUCGUCCCAUCGAGCCUCAGCGAGUGCCUGCGCGAGUUAAGGUUGAAUCCAGCUCAGAAGAAUUCCGAUCAGAGCCAUCUCAGGUUGUUUCACCCGUCAUGAACGGUGUGCGAGCAGGGCCGGAGUUGCGACGAACAAGCGGUCAGGAAUCGGCCGGUGCCGCCGAACCGAGUCCAAAACUGCCCAAGCCGAGCUCGGUGACAAGCGACGCAAGAAGCGGUUGGGGAGACGUGCGCCACGAUCAUCGUCCACCGCAAUCAGGUAAUCUUUGGGGGUUGCCAAAUAACAAAUCCCUCGGGAAUGGUACUUUUGACCAGGGUCUCGCAGGUUAUGCUCCGCAGGACCUUUCACGGACCUCAUCCACGGCGCAAGGCUGGAUGAAUAACAGAACCCCUCACGGGGGUCGAUCGCCGCAGCCAGAAUACGCGACUCACGCUCUUCCAGACAGCAGAUCGUUGCCAUAUCACCCGGUCACCUCUCCGGAUCAGGGCCCACUUGCAGCUGACAGUGAAAUCGACUCUCUAUUGCCAACCACCAAACCUGCACCCAUCGCUCCACCGCAGCCUCAACCAGGCCACCCGGCAGAGAACAGUUACCAGAACAAUACGCGGGCGCACGGGGUCGACGCUUGGAGCAACUUCCAUCAAGUGGCUAGUCAACAGGAGCGUGCGGAAAAUGAGCGGCUCCAACGAGAAAUGGCAGCUCGGCGUGAAGAAGAGCUGCGAACAGGGAUCCGGCAGGGGCCUCAGUAUGUUUUCAACGAGACGUGGAAGCAAGUGCAGGUUGGCGAAUCUGCCGACCAACGACAGGUUGCAAACAUCUCCCAAUCGGCCGUGCCAGCAUCGCAUGCCUUUGGAGCGGUGGGAUCUUUGCCUGGCGGAGACAUAGGUCCCAGAGCAAUAGCCGGGCCUUCAGGCCGCGGGUCCAGAUUCUUCCCACAUCAUGCCGGAGGCCAUCCCCCUCUGGAUCGACGGGCGUUCACGUACAGCCAUCCGGAGCCGCCACGGACGCCGUCCCCCCCUCCGGCGGAAGAGUAUACUCUGCACCCUGCAUUUGAUGGCAUUUCGGCGAAGCCUGUUGUACAUUUCCCGCGAGAAAAGGCGGUGGUCAAGCUACCGCCAAUCAUGCCACCGACGCCACCGAGUCCCGCGCGAUCUCCAGUCGCCCCUGAGGCAGAUACUCCAAUGACCUGGGCGGCGAGAAUAUCCAUGCCGCCCACAGCCUCCCAGCCAGGGCUUCGUACAGUUUCCACGCCACUUGGGCAUAACCCUUCUUGGCAAGAACGAUUUAAUGGAUUGUUAGGGAAGAAGGCUUCUCCUGCCAGGGACAUGGGUCAGCCUGUCGACGCAGUCCUUGCGGUUGCAUCAUCAACACGAGAGCCUUUGGAGCCCCACCAUACUUUCCGAUCCACUGCGUCGGUCUCUCUUCCAACCCAUACAGCGCUCGAAGUUCGGGUAGAAGACGGUUUCUUUGCCACGACCAAGGAUGUUGAGAGCGAAGAUGAUCUAUUCGAAGACAGAGAACCCGGCUCGUUGCCGGCCAUCCACUUCCCCCAGGAGACUCCCAUGUUAUUGCCAUGGGCCCCGUCCUUGGCCACGAGACCGCCGCCAUCAGCAGUGGAGCCCUCGUCGUGUCAGCCUUACAUGGUUAGCAACCUGUACGAACGCAGUGGCCCUCCAAAAGCCCAGUACGCGCUUAUCCGGCUGCCUGGAUCUACCAGGAACAUCAAGAAGGACAUUCCCGUCAAGGGAGUAGCAGGCAGCAACGCCGGCAGGCAGCGAUUCAACAGCGGUGCCCCACACUCGUCUGGUUCUUACGGCGGGAAGAACUCUAGAAACAGAGGUGGUGUGCGAUCUCGACAUGUGUCCAAAGCACAAGCACACUGA